Durio zibethinus is the source of this 5349-nucleotide messenger RNA. RefSeq lists its product as uncharacterized. The record is from RefSeq and is a predicted model, not a curated record. Lineage: Eukaryota; Viridiplantae; Streptophyta; Magnoliopsida; Malvales; Malvaceae. Gene Ontology annotation, molecular function: protein binding; ubiquitin protein ligase activity.
ACAUCGUCACGUCCACAAAAUCCACCGGAACAGUCAACUGCAGAGUAAUAAAAACAUAAACUAAAAAGCACCCACGUGUACUACACUGUAUGGUAACAGCCGUAAUCCUCGUGUGAAUGCACCAACAAAAUUAUAGGACUAGAACACUGGAUCGCCUCUCUUUCCAUUAAAAGUCGGCCUUACCCACCAAGAAACUUCCGGGCACAAAAAUAACAGUAAAAAAAAAAAAAAACGGGGCUGAGUUGCCAGAAAAGCUCUCAGCCUAAAAUAUGAGUCUUGUAGAGGAAGAUUGAAGAGAAAUAAAAGAGAAUACGUAGAGGAUUUUGGUCGGUGCGAGAAACGAAGGACGGAGAACCAAACGCGACGCUCCGGAGUUUCUCUUCAACUUCUCCGAUUCGAUUUCAGUUUCCCAGCUGAUACUUCUUUUUCCUUUCUUUUUCAAUUGUAGUUUCUUUUUUUGGAGUACAUUUUUUUUUGUUUUGUUUUGCGGCAAUGUCCGACGAGACGUCGUCGUCUUCUGGAAUCGUCUUAGAAGGAAUUGAUGACGUGGAAGACUACCAUUGGGCAAAUGAAGGAGUGGGAUCAUUGCCAUGGGACCGAUAUAGUCAUGUUUAUGAUCAUGUGCAAAAUGGAAACCAAGCAUUCCGAGAGAAUCGUUUUGAGGAGGCAAUCAACAAUUACUCAAGGGCCAAUAAUAUGAAACCUGGUGAUCCUGUUAUUCUCGGUAACAGAAGUGCUGCCUACAUGCGGAUUAGUCUAUUUCUGAAACGUAGAUCUCCAACAGCUUCUGAAUAUAGACCAUUGAAUGGGCUGGACAUGACAACACUUGCUGAACUUGCUCUUAAGGAUGCUGAGAGGUUAAUAAGCUUGCAGAAUGAUGCAGUAAGAUCCUAUAUCUUAAAGGCUAAUGCUCUCAUUUUGUUGGAAAGAUAUGAAAUAGCACGAGAUAUUAUUCUUUCUGGUCUUCAACUCGAUCCUUUCAGUGACAUUCUCCGGGCUUCUCUUCGGAGUUUGGAGAGAAUGCCUUCCAGUUUGAUGCGGACUAGAGGCCAUGAGGGCCCUGAACGCACUGAUGACUUUGAUUGCACACUUUGUCUGAAGUUACUAUAUGAACCUAUAACAACACCUUGUGGGCAUUCUUUUUGCCGCUCUUGUUUAUUUCAGUCAAUGGAUCGUGGCAACAAAUGUCCAUUGUGUCGAACAGUGCUCUUCAUCAGUCCUAGAACAUGUGCAAUAAGUGUAACACUAAACAACAUCAUACAAAAGAACUUCCCAGAAGAAUAUGCUGAAAGGAAGUCAGAGCAUGAUAGUCUGAUCAAUCUUGGUAAUGAUCUGAUACCUCUUUUCGUCAUGGAUGUUGUCAUCCCUUGUCAGAAGUUUCGACUCCACAUAUUUGAACCCCGGUACAGACUUAUGGUGAGGAGAGUAAUGGAAGGGAAUCACAGGAUGGGAAUGGGCAUCCGUGAUCCUGCUACAGAUACCAUUGCUGAUUUUGCUUGUGAAGUGGAGAUCACUGAAUGUGAGCCACUUCCUGAUGGACGCUUUUUUCUAGAGAUUGAAAGUCGCCGGAGAUUUCGCAUCCUCAGAUUUUGGGACCAAGAUGGAUAUCGAAUGGCAGAGGUUGAGUGGGUACAAGACAUACCACCAACAGAUGCAAGAGAUAGAGAAGAUUUGCAGGAGUCGACAAAUAAUGCUGCAGCAUUUGCUCGGUCAUGGUUAGAUACAGCAAAAGAAGCAACACGAGAUCAAAGAAGGCUCGAGACACUCUAUAAUGUUGAGGUAAUGAUGCCCAAUCCGCAAGAUCCUGAACGCUUCAGUUUCUGGCUCGCUACUCUGUCGAAUCGAAGGCCGUCAGAAAGAUUGGAACUCCUGCGAAUCAGAGACACGGGAGAGAGAAUAAGACGGGGACUAAUAUAUCUCAGACUAGAAGGACGAGGUCGUAGAAAACAGAUGAAAGAUAACUCAUUAAGAUAUAGAUUACAGCUUUGCACGUUUGUUACUACAUGCUUCCAACAAACUACCUUUUGCUUAACUGUCUUCCUACCAUUUUGUCCAUACAAGUUCCUUGUUGGUAUUCUCUCCCUCUUUCCUUGCCUUUGCCAUUCACCACCAAAGAACCAGCAUGUCCACACCAUCACCACCACUGUCACCGCCACAUUAGCGUACCGUGGUUUCUGGCCACUGCCUUUAGCAAUGGGGGGAGAUCAUCAUAGGCUAGCAAGGCCUCUACAUGUCUCCUCCCUUUCUUUUUUCUUCAUUUUCCUAUACCUCCUUUUGUUAAACCAUUCAAUCUUUGUGUUGGCAAAAGAUGGAGAUGUUAAUCAGAAAACUUCUGCUCCUGCCCCUUCUCCCGUUGUUUCUUCUUUUUCAGCUGCAUUUCGGCCUUCUGAUAACUAUCUUAUCGAUUGUGGAUCUUCUACCGAAACAAAGCUUGAUGAUGGACGAACAUUCAAGUCAGAUUCUCAAACAAGUGGUUACCUAUCGACCAGUGAAGAUGUGCAAGUGUCAAUUGAUUCUAUUCCCAGCAGUGCCUUCUCCAAUUCUACCCCUUCGUCCAUUCAGGAUUUAUAUAAAACUGCAAGGAUUUUCCUUGAUCAUUCAAAAUACACAUUUUUCAUAUCCAAGCCAGGGAAACAUUGGGUUCGUCUCUACUUUUACCCGCUUCCUCACCCUCAGUAUGAUCUAAAAACUGCAGUUUUCACUAUCCAUACAAAUAAGUUUGUCCUUUUACAUGACUUCUCUGUGACUGAUUAUUCUAAGGUGGUUUUCAAGGAAUAUCUUGUUAAUGCUACUGAACAUUUCUCCCUCAUUUUCAAGCCCAAAAAGAAUUCUUACGCAUUCAUCAAUGCCAUUGAGAUCGUAUCUAUCCCUGAUGAACUUCUCUCUGAUUCAGCAUCUUCAGUACCCCAAGGUAACUCUGUCAACGGCUUGCUAAAUUAUGCUUUAGAAGUGUCCUAUCGAUUGAAUAUGGGAGGGCCGACCUUAACUCCAAAAAAUGAUACAUUGUCAAGGACAUGGGUACCCGAUGCCCCAUAUAAUGAGUUUCGUCAAGGCGCUGAAGCCGUGAGUGUGACAGCUUCAAAUAUCAAAUACGAGCCUGAUAAACGGAUGACUCAAUUGGUUGCUCCGAAUCUGGUUUAUGCAACUGCAGAAAGGAUGACAACCGAGGCAUAUGCUGAAUCUGUGGCACCGAAUUUCAAUCUCACUUGGGUGAUGAAUGCUGAUGCAAGUUUUUCCUAUCUCAUCAGAAUGCACUUUUGUGACAUUGUGAGCAAGUCCCGCAAUGACUUGUACUUCAACGUAUAUAUAAACGGCUUAAUGGGGGUGUCAGGUCUUGAUCUCACAACCAAAGCUGGUGACUUGGCCACCGCAUAUUACACAGAUUUUGUGCUCAAUGCCACUGCCAUCACAAAUGAUUCCAUCGUGGUUCAAGUUGGUCCAGCACCCGAUGGUGGUCUGCCUAAUGCCAUCAUCAAUGGCUUGGAGGUCAUGAAGAUGAGCAACAUAGCUGAUAGCUUGGAUGGUUUAUUUGCUAUUGAUGGUUCAUAUAAGGGGGGAUCUAGCAAAUUGAAAGUUGUUGCAAUUUCAGGCCUAGCUAUGGGAUUAUUAGCUAUGUUCUUUCUUGGAAUUGUUUGUAUUAGGUGGAAGAAACGGCCUCAUGAUUGGCAAAAGCGAAAUAGCUUCUCAUCAUGGCUUCUACCUAUUCAAGGUAGCCACACUAGUUUCUUAAGCAGCAAGAGUAGCUCCAGGAAAUCUAGCAUCUUCGGCUCCAGAAAAAGUAAGAGUGGAUACUCCAGUUUUUACUCUAAUAAGGGUUUUGGGAGGUUCUUCACUUUGAAUGAGUUAAAAAACGCAACUCAGAAUUUUGAUGAGAAGACAGUUAUUGGUGUUGGAGGGUUUGGGAAAGUGUUUCUUGGGGCUCUAGAAGAUGGAAUCAAGAUUGCUAUCAAAAGAGGAAACCAGGGUUCAGAACAAGGCAUAAACGAAUUCCAGACAGAAAUACAAAUGCUUUCCAAGCUCAGGCAUCGCCAUCUUGUAUCACUCAUAGGGUUCUGUGAUGAGGAAUCAGAGAUGAUUCUGGUUUAUGAAUAUAUGGCUAAUGGUCCACUUCGUGACCAUCUCUACGGCUCAAACAAACCAACUUUGUCCUGGAAACAACGGCUUGAUAUUUGCAUUGGUGCAGCUCGAGGAUUGCAUUAUCUCCACACUGGUGCAGCACAAGGAAUUAUCCACCGUGACGUAAAGACUACAAAUAUACUUCUUGAUGAGAAUUUUGUAGCCAAAGUGUCAGAUUUCGGCCUUUCAAAAGCUGCACCUAUGGAGCAAGGCCAUGUUAGCACUGCAGUGAAGGGUAGCUUUGGCUAUCUUGAUCCUGAAUACUUCAGGAGCCAACAGCUUACUGAGAAAUCUGAUGUUUACUCUUUUGGUGUACUCCUUUUUGAGGUUUUAUGUGCAAGGGCAGUUAUUUGUCCAGGGCUCCCAAGGGAGCAGGUUAGUUUGGCCGAGUGGGCCAUGCAGUGGCAUAGGAAAGGCAUGAUUGAGAAGAUAGUUGACCCAAAAAUUGCAGGGAGCGUUAGUGAAGGAUCACUCAAAAAGUUUGCAGAAGCUGCAGAGAAAUGUUUAGCAGAAUAUGGAGUUGAUAGACCUAGCAUGGGAGAUGUGUUAUGGAACUUAGAAUAUUCACUACAGCUUCAAGAGGCUUCCUCACAGAUUGAACCACCAGAAGAUAAGAGCAACCUUAUUGUUUUGGAAAAUCCAAGUGAAAAUGAUGACUUCAUAGCCAACCCUGCGGCUGCGGCUCGUGCUGCUGCUGCUAUUAGUGAUGAUUCUGAUGUAACAGUUGGUUCUCAGUUACAUUUUCCUCAUGUGGGAAAUGUCCAGGGAAGGUAAAAAAAAUCAAAUGGGAAUCGGCAGAAUUUGAAACCCAUGUCGAUAACUCUUUUAGCAGUGAGGGGUUUGCUUCAUAGCUUUCAUUCAAGUUGGAAAUUCAUCACAAUCCUUUCCCCAACUCCUAAAAUGCUUUUGUUUUGUUUGUAGAAUGUGUUGUGCAGAUCUUUUUUAGUGCUUUUGUUUUUCUAUCAAGGCUUGUUGCAUAGUAAUGAAACCAAAAAAAUAAAAAUAAAAAUAAAACUUGUGAGCUUCGACUUCAAUAUUUGUUGUAUAGCAGCCGAGCAGCACUCCUGGUGCUUAAUUUGUAUGCCAUGGUGGGAGGAUUCCGACCGUGCCUUGGUGCUGCUUUAUGAUUGGAAAUCUACGUCCAAAUCAAGUCCUAUUAAAAUGGAUUCAUAUUGUGAUAAGGGAUUGUUCCAUUUUGAUAUGCAAAAGAAACAAAAGUCCAAAUGAGCAACG